Molecule: messenger RNA, 356 nt
Organism: Staurois parvus
Lineage: Eukaryota; Metazoa; Chordata; Amphibia; Anura; Ranidae
Source: the annotation of a GenBank genome assembly
UCACUGGGUCCUGGCUGGCGAUUCUAUGCCAGCUGGAUUCCACCCAGCGAUCGACGAGCAACACUGACAGUGUGGAGAGACCUGAACAUGCAGCUUUGUAUUUCUCUGCAUAGCAGACAAAUACACAGCAGCAUGUUUCCUUAGUAAAACACACACAGCACAUGUUGUAAAAACACAACAGCACACAGUUAACCCUUUGAUCACCCCAGAUGUUAACUCCUUCCUGCCCAGUGUCAUUAGUACAGUGUCAGUGCUUUUUAUUAGCACUAAUCAUUAUAUUAGUGUCACUGGAGGUGUCAGUGGCAGCUAGUCAGUUCCCACCCAGUGUCAGAAUGCCUGCCGCAGUCCCCAUAUAA